Asparagus officinalis (garden asparagus) is the source of this 2285-nucleotide messenger RNA. Its product is annotated as BURP domain-containing protein 12. The record is from RefSeq and is a predicted model, not a curated record. Lineage: Eukaryota; Viridiplantae; Streptophyta; Magnoliopsida; Asparagales; Asparagaceae.
AUUAAAAAAAAAAGGUGGGGGAGAGUGGGGAGCAGUGAAAGCAGAGCAUCCAUUCUCCCCUAUUUAUUUAUUCCUCGCCCCCCCAAAACACUCGAUCGCCUCAACCACCGCCGGAAUCCAUGGCCUCCCUCCUCCAUCCCCUCCUCCUCCUCCUGCUCCUCCUCGCCCCGCCUCCCUCCUCUCCUCCCGCCUCACCUCCUUCUCAUGACCAAGCCGAGCCGCCGCCCGAGCCCGCUGUCCCCCUCGGCCCUCCCUCUCCGCUACUGGGCCCGCAGGGUCUCCGGCGGCCGCCAAGCGCCCGCAUUCUUCUCCUCGAAGCUCUCCCCCUCUCCCCCCUCGACUCACCGCCUUCUCUCCCUCGCCCCUCCAACCUCGGCCCCAGGCUCCAGCCUUCUGCUCCGCAGCCAGGCUGCUCUGCUCCAACUCCACCUCCACCUCAUUAAGCCCUUCGCUCGGGGCCAAGAAGGCCCACGACGGCCCGUCGGACUUCAAGUCCUACCUUCAGGACUUCUGUACUUCACCAACUACGCCUCGUCGCGCACCGGCUUCUCCUCCUCCUUCAAGAACUACUCCGACGGCAACAACCUCCCCGUCGACACUUUCCGCCGCUACAGCCGCGACGCCGUCGGCGACGAGGACUCCUUCGCCUCCUACUCCGUCGGCGGGAACGUCGUCACCACCAACUUCACCUCCUACCCAUCGGCCACCGGCGGUCCGGCGAAUUCGCCCGCCUACCAGACCGGGUCCAACGUCGAGGACCUCAGGUUCAACAACUACGACGCCGGCGCCAACGGGCCCGAGCGGACCUUCUCGGCGUACAGGGACACGAACUCCGGCGAGGAGUCCUGCGGGUACGGCAAGGGCGGCAACGGCGUGCCGACGACCUUCAAGUCCUACUCCGACAACUCCAACGUCAUGGGAUCCGAUUUCAAGAACUACGGCGAGGGCGGCAACGGCGCGGCCGACGAGUUCAGCUCCUACGGCGAGGGCGGGAACGUGCCGGAGCUGGGCUUCAAGAGCUACGGGCCGACGGCCAACGGCGGCGUCGACGAUUCACGUCGUACAGGAACGCAGUCGAACGUCGGCGACGACACCUUCGCCUCGUACGGGAAGAAGCGGCACGCCGGGGAGGCGGCCUUGCGCGAGGCUACGGCGAGUCGUUCAACGAGGGAGCGACAAAUUCAAGGGCUACGGCGAGGGGUCCACCGACGACCGCGUUCAACUUCACCAGCUACGCCGGCGAGCUCUCGGGCUUCAAGGCUACUACAACCUCAGAACGGGAACCAGUUCUCCUUCAAGUCCUACGUCAACGCGUCGACGGUGCCGAAGGAGGCCGGCUUGUCGGCGGCUGAGGGAGCGGAGGAGAUGCAGCAGCUGAGGAGGAAGAAGAUGGUCGGCGGCGGCCCCGUAAAUAGGUGGGUGGAGCCGGGCAAAUUCUUCAGGGAGAGCAACCUGAGGAAGGGGGCGGCCAUGCGAUGCCGGACAUUAAGGGACAAGAUGCCCGCGCGGUCGUUCCUGCCGCGGUCGAUCUCCAGCAAGAUCCCGUUCUCGCCGGCGACGUCAGGCGGAUAUUCCAGAUCGCGCGACGCCACCGCGAUGGGCACAAGGCCUGGCGACACCGUGGCCGAGUGCGGGCGGGCCCCGAGCCGGGGCGAGACGAAGCGGUGCGCCGCGUCGGCCGAGGACAUGAUCGACUUCGCCGUCGAGGUGCUGGCCAACGUGGUGGUCAGGGACACGGAGAGCACCAGGGGGUCCAAAGGGAGCAUCUUGAUCGGGGACGAGGGGGUGAACGGCGGUAAGGUCACCCGGUCGGUGUCGUGUCACCAGUCGCUGUUCCCCUACCUGCUUUACUACUGCCACUCCGUGCCCAGGGUCAAGGGUCAGCGAGGGCGGAACAUACACGACCCCGAGACUAAGCAGAGGAUCAACCGCGGCGUCGCCAUCUGUCACCUCGACACGUCGGACUGGAGCGCGGGCCACGGCGCCUUCGUGGCGCUGGGGUCCUCGCCAGGUAAGAUCGAGGUGUGCCACUGGAUCUUCGAGGGGGACAUGACGUGGGCGACGGCUGAUUAGAUUUCCUUGUUUUUUUUUUUUCUUCUUCUUCUUAUUUAGGGGGGAUGUAAUAAUUUGUGUUUAUUUUGGCGUUUUAAGGGUUCGACGAGUUAAGGGAAUAAUUAAUGCGUGUUAGGGAGUUACUGUGAUUGUUGUAGGGCAAUGGAAAAUGACCCUUUUUUUUUUUUGUCCUCAAAUUAAACCCAUUUGGUAAUUGUGUGGCAAUUUUAGUU